AUGGCUUCCUAUUCGUACAAAAACAGGGCCCAGGAAAUGAUCAAGUGCUUUUGCGGCUGCUCAGAUAUCUCAGUGGCGGAUGUCCUGCGGAUUCAAGAUCUGUUUGGAAGGGUUAAGGACACUCUAGCGAACAAGCUGGCCGCCAAGCUAUUUCGCCAAUUCAUGGAGCAAAGACGUCGCGGCGAUAAGAAUGAAACCCAGCAGUACCUGGACAUCUACGAGAAGUGCGUUCAACUUGAAGCGCAGCCCAUUGUCACCCCUGAAGAUUUUAACGAGCUAAGCAAGUUGGGUCUUCCCCGUGAUUUAGAAAAGGAUCUGAAGGACAACCGGAUGGAAAUCAAUCAAUGUCUGAUCCGAAUCCAGGUCAAAUGCUGCAACGAAAUUGAGGCGAGUGACGAUUUUCACGAUUUCAAAUUGGCAAUUGCCAAGAAAUUGAAAUGCGUACCGGAGGAAAUGAAGUAG
Drosophila takahashii is the source of this 462-nucleotide messenger RNA. RefSeq lists its product as uncharacterized. The record is from RefSeq and is a predicted model, not a curated record. NCBI's taxonomy places the organism in Eukaryota, Metazoa, Arthropoda, Insecta, Diptera, Drosophilidae.